Saccoglossus kowalevskii is the source of this 1748-nucleotide messenger RNA. Its product is annotated as hsp70-binding protein 1-like. Gene Ontology annotation, cellular component: endoplasmic reticulum. Gene Ontology annotation, molecular function: adenyl-nucleotide exchange factor activity. NCBI's taxonomy places the organism in Eukaryota, Metazoa, Hemichordata, Enteropneusta, Harrimaniidae. The record is from RefSeq and is a predicted model, not a curated record.
CCGCCAUCUUAUUGUGAAUGAAACAUGUGUUUGAUAUGCUCGCCUGAGAAAGUUCUAGGCUGUUCUUGAACGCGUGUCCUAAUAACAAAACCAUGUUAUGAGACAUAUGAUAGCCACCCAUCUCGCGUCUGUACAACCAAAGGGUAGUACUAGUAACUUGUAGUCAACAGUUAGCUCCAAACCACGUCCGUGACCAUGGCUUCUAGUGGAAGUGGAGACGAUCGCCAUCCAACUGAAGGGAGCGGCGCUGAUCCUAAGAAACUACAAGACGUUCUAAAACUUGCCAUAGAGAACACUCCAAGUAAUACAGCCGCUGCUUCAGACCAAAGGGAUCUAUCAGAAGAAAGACAGCAAUGGCUGCAUAAUGCUUUAUCUGACAUGUACCGAGAUGAAGUUAAAGAAAUGCAACAGUAUUUAUCAAUUAUGAAAGAGAAGAUUGAAAGUGAUGGUGACGAAGAAUUAGAACAAAUGGAAAUUAUGUUGGAAAAUAUCCAGGAUAUCUGUGAAUCAAUGGAUAAUGCACGAGAUUUUGAUAAAAUUGGUGGUCUUCCAACUCUAAAGCAAUGUCUUGUUCAUUCGCACAGUGGCGUACGAUGGCGAGCGGCUGCUUUAGUAGCUACAAUGGCACAGAAUAAUCCAUACUGCCAACAAGUACUAUUAGAAGGAGAGUUUCUAUCGGUGUUGUUGGAAAUGUUAGACUCAGAUGCAAAUGAUACUGUAAAAGUAAAGGCUAUUUAUGCUGUCUCGUGUAUGGUUCGAAAUUGCAGUAAUGCACUAGAUGACUUCACUAAGAAAGAUGGUUUCUCUGUUUUAAUACGAGCAUUGCAAAGUGGCAUCGAGAAAUUACAAAUUAAGGCAGCGUUUAUGUUGAAUGCCAUUAUAUUAGAAAAGGAAACAAUAAAAGAUGAUUUGUACAGUAUGGGUUAUGUACAGCAGCUCGUAGGUCUAUUGCAAACGUCACACAAUGCUUCCCAUGAACAUAUUAUUUCUAUAUUGUGUAACCUUGUCACUGGACACCCAAGAUGCUUACAAGAAUGUCAACAACCAGGUCUUAAUCUAGAACAAACCCUCAAACUUAAAAUUGAAGAUGUCCAAGGAAAGGAGGAAUACUUGGAGGAAUUAGAAUAUACAAAACAGUUGCUAUCACUGUGUUUUCCUACGGAAAUUGACAACUCAGCGUCAACUGACAGAUAGGAUCUUGCAUCGAAUAUCAUCACAAGAAACAAGUCGCAAUUGUAUAUACAUGUAUUUCAAAUGCGAGGGAGAACUUAUUGUUUGGUGUACAAUAUAUUCAGUCUUGUAUCAUGUCAAUAAUAAAUUGAAAGGCAUAUAUUGUACUGAGCAUUCCUUUAAUUGCUGUAAACUGUUUCUAAUACAUUUUCACUGUGGUUAGUGUAUAGUUAUUCAGACUACUAACGCGUGAAUGGUCUGCCACUUUUCGUUUGAUCUGUGAUGGCGCUGUUUAUUCUCAGUGAGGCACAUUUUAGGUCCAUGACUGAAACUAUUGAAUAGCUCAGUAAAUUUUACUUGCUGAAUCAUAAAUUGCUAUGUGCAUCGAUUCGUCACAUAGCUGUACCUGAAUGUAGAAUUAUUGCAUCAAAAAUCAUGUUGCAAUUGUAUGGCUUGUACUACCAGUGUCUCAGUUCUUUUAUUUUUAAAUCUGUCAAUUCUGUUAAAAACUGUCGUAGCAUAAAAUCUGGCAAUAUUCAGAUUUUUUAAAGUUGAAAUAAAAAUUUGCAUAUGAUGAU